This is a messenger RNA of Moesziomyces aphidis, 879 nucleotides long. Lineage: Eukaryota; Fungi; Basidiomycota; Ustilaginomycetes; Ustilaginales; Ustilaginaceae. The record is from the annotation of a GenBank genome assembly.
AUGUCGCUCUUUGGCACCUUUCCCGGCUCGUCGCGCGGGCCAGCACACGCGGCUGCGCCCAAGGACCAUGUCGUGGGUCAUCAAUUCUCGCCCUACGACUCCAACGGUGGCAGCAUUGCGGCCGUGUGCGGGAGUGACUUUUGCGUGAUCGCAUCCGACACGCGCCAGAGCACGGGCUACAACAUCCAGACGCGCUACAAGCCCAAGGUGUUCCGACUGAACGACAAGGCGACGCUGGCGACCAACGGGUUCGCAGCCGACGCCGAGGCGCUCGUAUCGCGCAUCCGUCAGCGGCUCGAGAUGUACCGCCAUGCACACGGACGUUCGAUGCCACUGCACUCGAUCGCACGCAUGAUCUCCACCAUGCUCUACGGCAAGCGCUUCUUCCCCUACUACGUCUACAACAUCCUCGGCGGCCUCGACGAACAGGGCAAGGGCGCAGUCUACUCGUUCGACCCCGUCGGAAGCUACGAGCGCGAGUUCUGCCGUGCUGCAGGUGCGGCCCAGUCGCUCAUCCAGCCGUUCUUUGACAACCAGAUCAUGUUCAGGAACCAGUCCGACACGCCGGAACGCAAGGUACCCACGCCGGGCCAGAUGACCCUGCCCGAGGUGCUCAAGAUCGUCAUCGACUCGUUCACCUCCGCCACCGAGCGUCACAUCGAGGUGGGUGAUGGUCUCGAGGUGUUUGUUGUUCGCACGCCUGCCGCCGCAGCGUCUGCAGAGGGCGACCAGGCCCAGGCCGCCACCGGCGCAGCGGCCGUCGAUCUCAACACGCUCCCCUCCGACGCGCCCUUCAGCGUGGCAGAAGCCGUGGGCGGUGAAGACGAGCAGCAGCCAGGCGCCGUCAUGGUCAUCAGGAGAGAGCUCAAGAAAGACUAG